CGGCCGCCGGACCAGCGCCGGCUCCCGAUCUUAUACACACACAGAAGGCCAGGAAGGAGCCGUAGCUAGGCCAGCUCCUUCAGCUCCAGGGCAUACUGCCUAGCUGAGCCAUGGAGGGAGCUCCCGUGACCGCAGCCACAGGGGCCUUGGGCCCCGUCGUAGCCAAGUUGGGUGCUCUGCUGGGCAGCCAGUACAAGCUUCGGCGCCGGACUCGCAAGGACGUCAAGUUCAUCAAAUCCAAGCUCAAGUCUGUGCACUCUAUCCUUUGGGCGAUAUGGGGGAAGGAGACUCUUGAUGCGCAAUCCAAGGAGUUGAAGAAGGAAGCGCUGGAUCUCACCGAUGAUAUGCACGAUGCCAUCGACGACUUCAUCCUCACCGUGGAGCCCAGUCGUAGAAACAAGCACAUGAAGAUACAGAUCAAGAUGCAAGCAAGCCCCUUCCAAGAUUUCAGGACAAGAGUAGAUGAUGUGUCAGCCCGGUGCCGCGGCAAGUGGAAGUGGGAGAAGAACAAGUGUGCUGAACCCAUCUCCAGCUUAUUUUCAAGAAGAAACGCCAAUUCCAGCGCCUCCAGCAAACCGCCUCCUCCUCGAGCUCCAUUUGUCCGGAAGGAUGCAUCAAAGCUCGUCGGUCUGGACACAUGGAGGAAUGAUCUCAUCAGAUACCUGGUAGGAGAUGAAGAGACCACAACGGUGCAGCCGCAACUCAAAAUGGCAUCCAUUGUUGGAAUGGCCGGUGUGGGGAAAACAACCCUUGCCAGCCUUGUUUACGAGGAGAUUGGAAAUAAGUUCCAGUCCCGGGCUUUUGUGUCUCUCACUCCAACUCCCAACAUGAAGGAGGUUCUCACGAGUAUUCUCCGACAAGUAGGAGCUGAACCACUUGCUGGUGCCGAAGCAAGGACAGAGGAAGAUAUCAUCCACACCAUAUCGAAUUUCCUAGAGGACAAAAGGUACCUAGUAAUAAUUGAUGACAUAUGGCAUCGUGGAGAAUGGGAGAUCAUCAGCAAGUCUUUUCCAGAAAAUACUCUGGGCAGUAGAAUUGUCAUGACAAGUCGUAUUGAUCCUAUACCAGGAGAUGAUUUGGAUAAUAACAAGUUGUACAUCAAAAUGAAUCCUAGAUGGGAUUUUUCAAAUGGAAAAUGGUUGUACGGGCAUGAUAGAUUCCUCUACACAACUGAUGAGGAAGAUGUGGCUGCUCGGAUGAAGCCUGACAUGGUUGGAGAAGGUUUUGACUGUGACCAUCCUAUUGUGCGCAUGUGUGGUGGUGUCCCGUUAGCACUACUUUGCAUGUUUUCAGCAAUGGCAAUGGUCCGACAGCAACAAGAACAACUAGGGGUACGUGUAAAGGUACAUGAUGUGCAAGAUAUGAUUGAGAAGCAAGUUAAGCAAAGUGGAAUUCAGAACACUCCAGGGUUCGAACCGUUGGUAGAGAGCUUGGAGCUUGGCUACUAUGAUCUUCCUCACCAUAUGUUGAAGACCUGCUUGUUGUACUGCAGUGUAUACCCUGAGAAUUACCCUUUUCACAUGAACGAUUUAGUCAUGCGAUGGGUAGCUGAAGGAUUUACUUAUAAAGAGGAUGUAGCAAAAGAUUACCUCAAAGAGCUUGCCAACAGGGGGUUCAUGUUGCGGGCCCCUGAAGGGGUCUACCAAAUGAAUCCGAUGAUGCGAAAUUUCCUUAGAUGGAAAUCCCGUGAAGAUAAUUUCAUUACUUGCAGUUCUGACAUCACAUUGGCAUAUGCAUGCCGAAUCCAUCGGCUAUGUAUCGAUGAUUAUCUAGUUGAUGACGGUGCGGUGGAGGUGGUGGAUCCCUUGUUGGAACUGGAUUGGUCCCAGAUUCGAUCUCUUGUUGUUUUUGAAGGUGCUAAGAGAUAUGUCCCUUUUGAGAAGUUGGAACGUGUGCGGGUGUUGGAUCUUCAAUAUUAUCAUCAUCAUCUUGAAUUCCAAAAGUCUCAUUGGAAUCCUUUUGGGGAUUUUGGAUUUGAGGCCCUUGGAAAUCAGCAUGUGAAGCAUAUAUGUGGGCUGCUCCGUGUGAGGCACCUAUUUGGCCUAGAAGGGACAGGAAUCAGUGAGAUACCACCGGAAAUAGGAAGGCUGCAGCAUCUGGAGACAUUACAGGUAAGAUUUACAUGGAUCACAGAGUUACCCUGUGAGAUUGGGGACCUACAACAGUUGAAGACUCUGGCCGUGAGUCGCAACGAUAAGCUGGCAGAGCUGCCCAAGGAUAUGGGGGGUCUGCAACAAUUAGAGACUCUGGACCUGAGCUAUAACGACAGGCUCAGGGAGCUGCCACGUGAGAUCGGGAAGCUCCAGAAUUUGGAGAAUCUGAACCUGCAUGGCACCAAGCUGGUAGAGCUCCCUGCGGAGACCGGGAAGUUGCAGCAUUUGAAAGCACUGGAGGUGGGCUGGGCAAGCAUCAAAAGGCUACCCAGUGAAAUUGGGAACCUGCGACACUUGGAGACCUUGGACCUGAGUAACAACUUGGGGCUCACACAGCUGCCUCGUGAGAUGUGGAAACUGCAUAAUUUGAAGCGGCUGCUCUUGAAAGGUACACGGGUGGCGAAGAUACCAAGGGAAAUCGGAGGGCUGAAGAAGCUGGAGAUUUUGAGAUUAGGUGCGACCAUGGGUGCCAUGCCCUGGGAAGCUAGCCAACUUUCGAAAUUGGAGGGAGUGCCCGAGUGCGUCCGCCGAGCCUGGAACAAGAGUGAUCUUGUGUCUUGUGUGUUAGCCAGGGAGAUCUUGUCCGUCCGACUGGUUAAUAGGGUCAGAGCUGAUACCGGGGGCCUAGUCGUUGGCACAAAACACAUGGGAAUUCCAUGGUGGAUCAAGGAUCACUUCAACGACCUUGGCUCCUUGGAUAUCAGGAUGUGCAAACUGGAGGAGCAGGAUCUCAAGAUUCUACGGGAGAUGCCUAGCCUGCAGUGGCUCACGCUAAGGCUGGAAAUUGUCCCAAGAAAGCUCAUAGCCAUUAGCAGUGAAGGGUUCCCAAGGCUCAACAAACUCUUUGUUGACUGCCGCGUUCCACCAGUUAUCACCUUCCAGGUAGGAGCGAUGCCGGGGCUGUUAAGUCUCUGCUUCGAUUUCCAGUUCUACGGUGGCCCACCUCCACCUGCAAAUAAAGACCCUCUGGCUAUGGGUAUCAAGCACCUCCGGCGCCUCGAGGUUGUCUCCUUCAGAUGCAAUGAGGAAUGGUAUGGAGGAGCAGCAGAGAGCAGCCCGUGCAUGAGCGCCAUCAUUGACGUCGUGAGGAAAGAAGCCCAGGAGCAUCCCAACGGCAUCAUCUUUGGUGUCUCUGGCCGCGGACUUGAGUAUUUCCCAGUGAAGGAGAGCUUGGCACGGGAUGUGUCCAGCAGUGGGAGUGGCGCUGAGAAUGCGAUGAAGCGUGAGGAGAAGAAGAGCACACCGGAGGCUUCCAGCAGCAGUGCAGGGACGGGCGAGAUCAACAAGGAAGAGGAGGAGAUCCUGGAAGCAGCAGCCGGCAGCGUGAUUGGGUUUCUUCCUUGACGAGGCCGGCAAAUCAAAUGUACUGUACACGACCCAUCGAGCGAGUCAGGUAAUUAAUCCGUCCGUGCACUCGUGAUCAAUCCGCCUGUCUCGACCAACAACAGACGGAGCACUUAUACACUUGCUUGUACCGACCGUCGUCUUCAUUUGCAGGUUGAUUAAUUGGCUAUUUCAUCAUCCCAAUCAUCUUCAACCAUAUAUAUAUAUAUAUAUAUAUAUAUAUAUAUAUAUAUAUAUGUAUAUGUAUAUGUAUAUAUAUAUUCUUCUUCAGGCUUGCUUGCUUGCUUCCUUGCUUGAAAAUCUUUCUUGUAUCCUCGGCCCAGGAAAUGCUGGGCGUCGUCAAGAUUUGACCACACUAAGGAACAACCCUCCUCCUCCGUCUGGUUUGUGGCCGAGCACCCGUAUAUCUGUGUAUCUAUAUCUGUGUUUGUAUGGCAGGCCGGUGUUACUUGUUACUUCUUUUCAGUGCAACACUUUGAAGGGGUCAUGUAACUUAAUAAUAAUAAUCCAACAAGGGAGCCAACGCUUUGCUACUCCAUCUAGUACUAGGUUUUAGUAUUACGCACUUAUAUUAGUUGUUACCAGAACUCUUCUCCUGUUGUUAUUAUUAUGUUGUAAUAAUAAAUAAAUAAAU
Triticum aestivum (bread wheat) is the source of this 4131-nucleotide messenger RNA. Its product is annotated as disease resistance protein PIK5-NP-like. The record is from RefSeq and is a predicted model, not a curated record. Lineage: Eukaryota; Viridiplantae; Streptophyta; Magnoliopsida; Poales; Poaceae. The transcript is spliced from 2 exons. Gene Ontology annotation, molecular function: ADP binding. The coding region runs from base 111 to 3497 and encodes 1128 amino acids. Gene Ontology annotation, biological process: defense response.